ACACGCCGCGAGCGCGUGGCUGAUAGUCACGUUGUACCUUGACUUUCGAUGGACAAUUUGAAAUGUUUGGUGACUGAAAAUGGGAUUCUAUAACUCAAAAAUAAAGAAAACAAAGCUCUGAAAGUGACACUCUCAUUUCUGACCUGCUCACCGACCACAAUCGAGUGGGACCUCUCAGGUCAUCAUGUGGUGGUUUUCUGACCGUACUGACUAGCAAGACAUCCAGAUUUGAGAGUUCCUACAUGAAACUGCUCACAACAAGGUCUGUGGAUUAUCCCGAGGAGGCAGACAUCUCAAAACUCAGCAACUCCACACCAAAACAAUCUAGAUGGAUGCAUAGCACUACAGAGCAGGUCUUGGCGGAGUGGGCACAUCUUCUGAGGGAGUUUUGCGUAUGAAUGACGACACAGCCAUGGCUGGUGGAAAGGUGUUCCGGCCUGGUGGGGGAAACGAGCCGCUGCUGACUGAUAAAGGAACAGUGACGCGUCAAGCUGAACAGACCGACACAACGCGAAGUAACGGUCGUUCAGCGACUCUACCUUCAAAAUAAAAGCGAACAUUGUGCCGCUUUCGAAAAGGAAGCGAAUAAAUAACCAUUUUGGAGUAACUAACUACACAAUUGUGUCUACAUAUUAAACGGGAAUAUAAUCUUAUUUGUGAAAAGAAACCAAAGCUGUACCACGGAUUGUUUACGAUUUAGUUUUGUUUAAAUAUAACGGUUGUCAGGAAGGAGUACAUUUUGAAAAGCGUAACCGGAACUAGCUGUCUCCACCGUAGCUAACCCGACACUUGUAAAAAAGAGGGGGGAGGUAAGUAGUUAUUGAGGGGGAAGAAAGAAAGAAACAAAGUUGUCGACCGUGCAAUGCACACGGGGAGGGAUUUUAUGUAUCUCGAGCGACUCGUUUAGCCCAGCACCGGUCUGUUGGGAUGUAACUGUAGCGGCGCACCGGUUUCCCCCACUUCCUUCUCUCUCUCCAAACUUCUCCGCUACUAUUUCGCCGAGUCCCGGACAGGUUUUCUCCUUUGAAAACGGGGAUGAUAAAGGCAGCCGAGCACAGGCGAAUGGACGGACGGACAGGGGAGUCUAGCGAGUGCCCAAUGCGUGUUUUAUGUUGCCUGAGUUAAACUCAAUCGUGUUGUUUUAAAUUUUCCGAGCACAUUUCGUCCUGAGAUGAAUGGCAGAAGUCGGGUGAGUCGACCAUCUGAGCACAAACGGAUUUAUUUUCUUGUCUACACUGGACCCACAUGAAGUGGUGAUAGCCUGCACCCCGCUGAACCAAUCUCCGCUGUGUGUUUUUAAAAAAGAAAAUUCAAACGGAGAGACACCCCCACACCGCACUGGAUAACCAAGCUAUCAAACCGACUUUACUUAAGUGUAUUUCAGACAGUUUAACUAGUAGAGAAGAUGCAGAUGUGGAGCCACAUGAGGGUCCACAAAGGAGGCCCUCCACGACCAUAGGUCACGCCGAAGUGUCCUGGAUGUAUGUUUCUCCUAUUUCCUGGCUGGAUUGACUUGAACUGUUAGUAUUUGUCUAAUAAUCCAAUGGAUUCUUCCUCACCACAGCCUACCUGUGCCUGUGGAUUUUCCACAUGAGGGCAAACCAGAUGACUCAGAGGACUUAAGUCAUGUAACCACCUGAAAUGUCUUAAAGGUCUUAUUUAUCUGUUUUGUAUUUAUUGUGUGUGUACAUAAGCUUUGUGCUAGUUUCAAGGCCAGUUUUUAAUUUCUCAGUAAGAAUUUGAAAGCUGCCAUUUCAUCUGUCGAAGUGAAAACUGUAGAUUUGCUUGAACAUCUUUGUUCUACUGUAUAUCUACUCACACUGUAUUUGAGCACAUUAAUCUGUAACUUAAAGGGGGACUGUAGGAUUUGACUUCGCCCAGACAGGUAAAAACACAAGAAGGCUUCAUCAUGGACAGGCCGAUAAGCAAGUUAUUGGAGAAGUUAAAGCUAACGGACUCGGGCAGUGUGAAAUUCAACAGUUCAAAGAAAAAACAUGAUUCUGCCAACAACUCUAAUAACAGCAACGCCAACACUGGCAUCUCCGGAGGCAGCGGUGGGGGCAGCGGUCUGCCACCAGCUCCCAGCCCUGCAGCUGCCUCGCCCUCAAGACCCGGCCAGUUCUCGCUUGCCUCUGUAACCACAAGCGAUGCAUGUGUUCCAGCGAGUGGGAGAGGAGGAGGAGGAGGAGGGAUGGGAAUGCCUUCCUCUCAGCUCCUCACCCCACCGCCGUCUUCCUCUACAGUGGGUGCCAUACCUCCAGAUGGUGAGCAACCACUUCACCCUUCCACCUUGGCACCACUGAGGCGUCGCUCCCCCCAGCAGCGAGCUUCCUGUUACCUGGGCGAAGGCGUGGAUUCCCACCUGAGGCGUGAGUCUGGCCUGGGCCCUGAGUGUGACCCUCUGGGGGCGUUUGGCUCCAAGACGUCCCUCAAUCAACGACGCUACUCCCUGGAGCUCCAGCAGCUGGUCAGGCGGCAGCAGCUCCUCUCCCAGCCUCCGCCUCUCUCUGUUCCACCGCCGUACCCUGCUGCCACAGGGUAUGGGUCAGCUCCCAGAGGUGGCCUGGCAGAGCCUGGCUACCUCUCUGAGUCUGAGAGGCACAAACGCCUCUCUCUCCAGGAGGCUCUGUUUUACAAACGCCUGAGCACGGGCAGUGAACUGUGGGAGAGCACGAGGCCUGCAUCCCUCUCUCAUCCACCACAUCGCACAUCUGAUAUGACCGGAGGAGGUGUAGGAGGGAGCUUCUUUUAUCCCCCAGGGCCAACCCUGAGUCCAUGCUCGUCAUUCAGCCUCCAGGAGUCGCUGGUGGUCAGCCCCAGGUCCAGCUUUGCCUCCAGCACGGCCAGUGGCGGCGGAGGAGGGAGUCCCAUGGAGAGCCGCUGCAGCAGCAACCGGACCAGUGGUAUCAGCCUGGGCUACGACUCUCGCUACUCCGCCUCUGGAGGCCUCCCUCCACAGCAGCAAUCCCCCUCCAUGCAGACAGGGGCUUCUGUGGCUGGUUAUGGGCCUCCAGGCAGGGCCGGGGUAACCCCUGUGGAGGCCUGGACUCAAUACCUGGAUGGUGGGAUGCGUCCAGGGGCCCAUGAUAGCCGACAUUCCUACCCACCUGCUGUUGGAAGUCCAGGAGCAGCGUGCUACCAGGCUGGCCCAGAGUGGUGGAUAGAGCAGCAGGCAGGAAUGAGAGGCAAAGAGGGGGGUAUGAUGGGAGACAGGGGCCGAUACUCAGAUCUGCCUGGCACCCGGUACCAGGAAGAGCUCACCCGACUUCUACUGAGAGAUGCAGCGCUGGAAGGUGAUGGGCUCCUGGAGGGCCUGAUGCUGAGGGAACAGUCUCUGGCCCUGACGGCUCUUUCCAAACCGAGCACGACAACACUGGGGCCUUGCUCAGCCGGAGGGCCGGUCAAACCUCAGGAGGAUCCAGGGAGGGAGGCUGUGGAGAACCGCCAGGAGUUCUUUGGAACCUGUGUGAAGUGUGGGAAAGGUGUGUACGGGGCGGAUAAUGCCUGCCAGGCUCUGGAUAGCCUCUAUCACACACGCUGCUUCACCUGUGUGUCCUGUGGACGCACCCUGAGAAACAAGGACUUCUACAAUGUCAGUGGCUCUGUGUACUGUAAAGAAGAUUACAUGUUUUCAGGAUUCCAGGCUGCUGCUGAGAAGUGUAGUGUGUGUGGCCACCUUAUUCUCGAACAGAUCCUGCAGGCUCUUGGGAACUCGUACCAUCCCAGCUGUUUCCGCUGCAUGGUGUGCUCCAAGGCUCUGGAUGGGGUGCCUUUCACCGUGGACCAUCACAGCAACAUCUACUGCGUGGCAGACUACAACAAGACUUUUGCCCCGAAGUGCGCUGCCUGUUUACAACCUAUCUUACCUACUGAGGGCAGUGAAGAGAUCCUCAGGGUCGUGUCUAUGAACAAGGACUAUCACUUUGAGUGCUACCACUGUGAGGAGUGUGGUAAGCAGCUCUCCGAUAAGCCUGGCUCGCAGUGCUUCCCUCUGGACUCGCAUCUCCUCUGCCACUCCUGUCACAUGAGCAGAGUGUGCACCACACACAGCAUUCCCCCUCACAACACACACUGAUUGGCGCCUACGCAGCUGUGGAUGUUGGAUAAAACUGGUCUUAACAUGCUGUCAUUCUUGUGUGCUUUUUGCUCAGUCGUACAUCUUUUUCUUCAAGAUGAAACUGCUGAUAUUCAGACAUUUCCACUGAUUCACUUUCUUUGACUUGGAUCAGUCCCUUUUGUCACAUGCUGUACUUCUUGUACUAUUACUGUACCAUAGUUAUAAGGGAACGGGAAAGAAACUACUGCUUUGUUUACCCCAAUGUGGCUACUGUUUGCUGUAGAAGAACAAGGGAUUUUGCUAAACUGUUGUACAUAUAUUAUCGCUAGUAACAUUUUGCACUUAAAUUUGACUUUACUGUAAGAUUUGUUACGUGAAUCUGUACAAUUUGGGGGAAAAACAUUACUGUAAUUUCUGUAUGUUGUAAUAAAUAUUUUCAAUUGUGUUCA
Messenger RNA from Siniperca chuatsi (mandarin fish), 4506 nucleotides. RefSeq names its product ajuba LIM protein (gene ajuba). The transcript has 11 exons. Gene Ontology annotation, cellular component: transcription regulator complex; nucleus; P-body. Bases 1910 to 4075 code for a protein of 721 amino acids. The record is from RefSeq and is a predicted model, not a curated record. Gene Ontology annotation, biological process: regulation of DNA-templated transcription; positive regulation of miRNA-mediated gene silencing; negative regulation of hippo signaling. Gene Ontology annotation, molecular function: transcription corepressor activity. NCBI's taxonomy places the organism in Eukaryota, Metazoa, Chordata, Actinopteri, Centrarchiformes, Sinipercidae.